Messenger RNA from Rotaria sordida, 1524 nucleotides. The record is from the annotation of a GenBank genome assembly. NCBI's taxonomy places the organism in Eukaryota, Metazoa, Rotifera, Eurotatoria, Philodinida, Philodinidae.
AUGUUACUCGAGCCUCCAUUUGAAGGUGCGUGCCUUUAUCCAAAAAAACCUGAACCACCAAGACGUCGUUGGUAUAACAGGAAGAUAUUCUUCAUUCCUGUCAGCUUAUUGGCAACAAUAUUAAUUACAGCAGUUGUUCUCAGUGCUGUUUUGGGAUCAAGAUCUACUCACAAAGCGUCAGUUCUUACAGCGAAUAUGUGUGAUGGUUUCGUACGUUAUGAGAAUUUGGAUAUAGAAGGAAAUGAUAUAUCUCAUGUAGAUGGAGUUCUGGAUUAUGCUACCUGUUGCUCAAUAUGUCAAGCAAUUUAUGGAUGUUUUGCUUUUACAUAUUCACCAUCAAGCCAGCAAUGUUCGCCGAAAAUAAGUAUAAGCAGUGGUAAAAACUCAACUGGCGAUGCUAUCACUGGAUAUAAUCCGAAUAUGUGUGGUGGUUUUGUACGUAAAGACAAUUGGGACAUACCUGGAAAUGACCUAUUACCUUCUCCUGUACAACAACCUGAUUAUGCGAGCUGUUGCUCACAAUGUCAAGCAACUUAUGGAUGUAUUGCUUUUACAUAUUCGCCAUCAAGUCAAAAAUGUUCGCUGAAAACAAGUAUGGGUAAUGUAAUUCUCAAUAUUCCAGCGGAUGCCCAAUGGAAGCAGAAUGGGACUACCGUUGCUGGAGGUAAUGAACGAGGCAAUGCCACCAAUCAGUUCGACAGGCCUUACGGUCUCUUCAUUGAUAAUGAUCAAACGAUGGUCAUUGGUGACUGCUCGAAUGGUCGUGUCAUGCAAUGGAAGAUGGGUGAUACGGAUGGAAAAGUGGUAGCUGGUGGCAAUGGCAAAGAAAAUCGAUUGGAUCAAUUGAAUUGCCCAAUCGAUGUGUUGAUCGACAAAGAGACGGAUAGUCUGAUUAUUUGUGACCGAGACAACAAUCGACGAGUCGUACGAUGGUCUCGUCGUAAUGAUACAGCUCAAGGAGAAAUUCUUAUCGACAACAUCGAUUGUUAUGGAUUAGUCAUGGAUGAUCAGAAAUAUCUCUACGUCUCUCAAACUGAAGAAAAAGAUGAAGUAAGACGAUAUCAAAUAGGAGACAAGAAUGGAACUCUAGUGGCUGGUGGUAAUGGACAAGGUGUUAGUCUCAAUCAACUCAACUUUCCGAGCUACAUCUUUGUCGAUCAAGAACAGACUGUUUACGUGUCAGACACCGACAAUCAUCGUGUGAUAAAAUGGAAUAAAGGUGCCACAGAAGGAAUUGUCGUUGCUGGAGGUGAAGGCCAAGGGAAUGCUCUGACACGAUUGUCACAUCCUCACGGACUGUUCGUCGAUACAUUGGGUACCAUCUAUGUGGCAGAUUCAUCGAAUAAUCGAGUGAUGCGUUGGUCUAAAGGAGCGAAACAGGGCACUGUCAUUGUAGGUGGAAAUGGUUUAGGAGCAAGAGAAAAUCAGUUCAACUAUCCCGUAGGUUUAUUCUUCGAUCGUUAUGGCAAUCUCUAUGUCGUGGAUUGUUGGAAUCAUCGUGUUCAACGGUUUUCAAUCGAGUAA